UCCUCGUACUCGUAGGAACUUGGAAGUCAUGAAUCAUGCCUACCAUGGUAUGUCUGGUACCAUGCAUUAUUGGCACACCUACGGUUCAACUUCAAAUGCAAGGCCAAGAUCUCUUCGAGUCCGGCAUCAACGUGCUAAUAGUAUUAUACAUGUACCGUAUCUCUCCAUGGGCACAAGUAGACACAAUCUAGGAACAGAAGCAAUGCCAUGUUGCUGACCCUUGACGAUUCCAUGUAAGCUUACCUUCAUCGUUCAACGCUACCAUAGUGUAUCCCUUCCCCUCAAACAAGGAUCUCAACCAGAUUUUCUCCUCUGUACGACGGUCGGCAUGAUCUGUCUCUCCCCUAUCCUUGGUGUUCCAACAUUCUGUUGUUCACCUUGUUCCUUUUCUCAAAUUCACUCGCGAAAUUCUUCGUCUUUUGUUCUGGCUCUCGUUCGUGCAGUGGAGCGCCCAUGCACAACUUUGAGGUCUAGAUGACGCCAAGUCGAGUGUACGCUUCCUGAUUGCCUGCUGCAUGCAAGUAGACAAGAAGGGCAUAUCACAACGGGCUAGAAGAUGGCAACGAGGAAGAGAAAGGAUGAGGAGAAUGCAGUGAGCGACGAUGAGACACUGAGCAUAUUUAGUGAAUCUGCUGAUUCAGAAGCAGGCGGCCACAGACGAGGAUGCUCGCAGUUGCAAGCGCAGGUGUGCCUGGUGGCGAUCAACUUGGUGACGCUGCUGCUCGGGGUGGGCCUUGUGUAUCUUGGCGUGGUUGGCAAGCAGGCUGCCAGGGAUGCAAGUGAAAUCACCACCCUGGUGCUCCCAGGCGCAUCCCCCCCGGACCAGGUGGGAUCGCAGGUCGUGCACCGGAUGGGGCGGCAAAUGGGGGAGUUCACGGCCGAGUACCCUCCGACGGACAGUCCGCCACAAAGCAGCAAUGCGACAGCGCCUGCCCCUGCGGCGGAGCAGCAGAAGUUCCUGGCUCGGGAGACGUGGCUGUCCCUCUGGGUGCUGGGCGAUCCUUACAACUGCCUGGUUGGCUUUGGGACGGGGCUGGUCAUCCUGUCGCUGGUGGGCCUGUACAGCGCGUGCAGCAACGACCGGCACGGCCUCUUCCUGUACUACACGGGCCUCAUGCUCCUGGCGGGCACCCUGCUCUACCUCGGCGUCUACUGCCUGCUCUUUGCGGACAACGCACGCCGCUUUGAGCUGCUCUACUACAUGCACCGUGCGCCCGCUGGCCUGCCCAACUCGCAACAAGCCGUGCAGGAGCGCGCCAUGGCCAAGGUGGUGCGCGCCCUGGCAUGGGCGGGCAGUCUGUGCGUGGUGACAUCGGCGCUGCUGGCGGGGGGGCUGUACUGCAGCAGCGCGCAGAUGGGGCAUGGCUACGCCGCCAAGCGCAUGAGCAUGGCCAUGAACCUGGUCACGGUCGUCCUGGGGGGGGCCCUGCUCUACCUCGCUAUUCUCACCAGCCAGACAAAUGCAGGGGGCGAGUGGGCUGCCAUCAUUGUGGCUGCGGCGGGCGCGUCCACGGUGCUGCUGUCGCUGGUGGGCUACUUCGGGCUGAGCCGCCACAAGCGCUGGCUGCUGCUCAUCCACGCCACCUGCCUGUGCCUCAUCACUGCGCUCAUGCUGGCGGGGGGCAUCGCUUGCUUCGUCUACAAGGACCGCCUGCAGUCACAGAUCAACAACAACUGGCAACUCAUCCAGGCCAAGGUGACCAACAUGGACCAGCAGAAGGUGCUGGCUGCGCUGUCGUCGCACCUGGUGAUGAUCGGCGUCUUCUGCCUGCUGCUCAUCGCGUGCCUGCUCUUCAACCUGUGCACCAGCGUGCACACGCUGCGCACGCACUGGCGCCACUGGGACAGGAUUGCCGGCAUGGACGCCGACCUGCAUGCCAGGCCCAAGUACCGCAAGGCGCAUGUUGCCAGCGAGGGCGACGAGAGUGACGACGACUGCACGUCUUUGACCACAUCCGGGAAGCUCGGAAAGGUUGGGGUGCAGGGGAAGACCCCAGUAAUGGAGAUGGUGGAGAGAAGUCAUCCCGAUCUAGAAGAAGUCAAUCGUCCUACUUUGAAAGGGGGGAAACGGUCAGCGAAGGAAGCAAGUACAAAAAACAAAAUACCGAUCCGCAAGGAUAGAUAACACAGUUGGGGACCUGUUGCAACAUUGGUGUUUGAGGGAGUCUGCAAGCUAAUUCGUAAACUAAUCUAGUCGUCCAAGUCAAAUGCUGAUACACACACCACCGUGGCAAAAGCAGCGCACCAUUGCUGUAAAGGGUCGAUCAGGAGUCAACAUUGGGGCCGGACCGUUUAUCUGAGUCAAAAGGUAAGGCAUUGGUUGCGUUUGUUUUCGCGCCUCAUGUCAAUCUGCA
Messenger RNA from Klebsormidium nitens, 2354 nucleotides. Lineage: Eukaryota; Viridiplantae; Streptophyta; Klebsormidiophyceae; Klebsormidiales; Klebsormidiaceae. The record is from the annotation of a GenBank genome assembly.